AACAAAAUUUCCGAGUCAAGCUAGGAUAUGUGAAGCCCAUGUAUGACCAUGCAUGAGCAACGAGAAUUAAUCUGAAGCUGGAACCGCGUUAUACACGCACUGACGACAAACAUUCCCGACAAGGACCAUGUCCGCCGACUUCUGGGCCGGUUACGUCUCCGGCGCCGUGAGCAUCCUCGUCGGCAAUCCGCUCGACAUAAUCAAAACCCGACUCCAAGCCGGCGGGAAUGCCUCACUCAUCCCCACAACCACAUCUGCCGCCUCCUCGACCACGACCACCCCUCUUCUCCAACACGCCCAAUCUACUCUCCGGCCAAAUACUUCCCUCACAACCCACUGGUCCAACCUCGUCCGGGGCUCUGCCGCUCCGAUUCUCGGCUACGGCGCCCUCAAUGCUCUCCUGUUCAUGACCUAUAACCGCUCGUUGUCACUGCUUCAGAACGGGACCCUUGAUCCCUCGCCGCCGGGAAGCGCCUCGAACCUCAACAUCUUCGCGGCAGGCGCACUCGGCGGACUCGCGACGUUCGUCGUCUCCGCCCCGACGGAACUCAUCAAAUGCCGGGCGCAGAUCAGCCGGGUUUCGUCGGGAGAGGUCGCGAGGGAGCUGUGGAGGAGGGGAGGAUUGAAGGGCGUGUAUCUCGGAGGCGGAAUCACGAGUCUGAGGGAUGCGGUCGGGUAUGGUUUUUAUUUCUGGUCAUAUGAACUCAGCAAGACCUGGCUCACUCGGCCCGACGACACCGACAAUUCCGCCGCCGUCAAAGUCAUGCUCUGCGGCGGUCUGGCAGGUGUCGUGACCUGGGCGUCCAUCUUUCCUCUCGACGUCAUCAAGACCCGCAUCCAGACCUACGACCUCCUCCCGCCAACUUCAGCAGCAGCGACAUCGACAUCGAGACCCACACCGUCAUCAUCACCGCCAACACCCAUAUUAAACCCACGCGCCUCCGCCCUGCAGAUCGCCCAACAGGCCUACCGCACCGAAGGUCUAGGCGUGUUCUUCCGGGGUCUCGGGGUCUGCAGCAUCCGGGCCUUCGUGGUGAACGCGGUGCAAUGGGCGAUCUACGAAUGGAUGAUGAAGGAAUUGACGCGGGAGUCGUGA
This is a messenger RNA of Dissoconium aciculare CBS 342.82, 1096 nucleotides long. RefSeq names its product mitochondrial carrier protein-like protein. NCBI's taxonomy places the organism in Eukaryota, Fungi, Ascomycota, Dothideomycetes, Mycosphaerellales, Dissoconiaceae. The record is from RefSeq and is a predicted model, not a curated record. Bases 128 to 1096 code for a protein of 322 amino acids. Gene Ontology annotation, biological process: transmembrane transport. Gene Ontology annotation, molecular function: transmembrane transporter activity. The transcript has 6 exons.